CGGGUACUGACAGGCGGCAGAGCGCGCUCCCGUGUCCCGCGGCUCUCUGCUGCGAGUCACAGAUGGAGUUGCAGUGACCCCGCUCUUCGGGCUGAACAUUAAAAAACAACAAUAUUUUUUUUUACAAUGACACCCGAAGAGAGCGAAAAUGGAGAAAACGCAACGAACUCGCAGAGUGAGAUGCUGAUCAACCAGUUGAGGGAGGUCACCGGCAUCCAGGAUCCACAGAUUCUGUGCAGAGCGUUAAAGGCCAGUCAGGGUGACAUCAGCCACGCUGUUGGGCUGCUGACAACCCAGCCAGCAGAGGUUCAGGAUGCCAAAGAACCACAACAGUCCGAGACGCCUUGUGUUGCCUGGGAGGGACAGAAAGCAGACCGCGAUGAACUGCAGACCGCCAUCGAACUGAGCCUGCAGGAGUCUCACAAGGCCCAGGAAGAGGAGAGGGAGUUCCAUCGGGCUUUGGAGGCCAGUGCUGAGGAGAACUCUGCGAGAAGCAAGAGGAAGCGAUGUGAGGCCCAGAGUGACAUGUGCAACCCGGCAGACUGGAUCCGCCACGAUGACUGGCCUGUUGGCAUCCGCAACGUCGGAAACACCUGCUGGUUCAGCGCCGUCAUCCAGUCGCUGUUCCAUCUUCCUGUGUUCAGGAAGCUGGUUCUCAACUACCAUCUGUCCGAGCAGAUCCUGGACAAGUGUAAGAGCCACGCGGACAAGAGGAAUAUCGCCUUCAUGCAGGAGCUGCGGUGUCUCUUCUCCCUCCUGGUGGGCUCCACACGCAGGUUCGUCGACCCCUCAUCCGCCGUGGAGCUACUGCGAGAUGCAUUCAGAACUAGCGAGGCCCAGCAGGAUGUGAGCGAGUUCUCCCACAAGCUGCUGGACUGGUUAGAAGAUGCCUUUCAGCUCGCCGCCAAUGGAGAUAGCCCAACAGAUAAGCAACAAAACCCCAUGGUGCAACUUUUCUAUGGCACUUUUGUGACGGAGAGGAAGCAUGAAGGUCAAAUCCUUUGUAACAUUGAGCAGUUUGGUCAGUACCCCCUGCAAGUAAAUGGCUUUAACAACCUGGACGAGUGCCUGGAAGGCGCCAUGGUGGAGCGGGAGAUCGAGUCGCUUCACGCCGAUCUCAGCGUUCCCUGCGGCAGAGAGAGAUGGUUCAAGAAGUUACCGCCCGUUUUGACGUUUGAACUGUCCAGAUUUGAGUUCAACACCCAGCUGGGCCGCCCCGAGAAGAUUCACAAGAAACUGGAGUUCCCGCAAAUUAUCCACAUGGACAGGUAUCUUCAUAAAAACCUACAGUGUACUCACGAGAGGAGAGGAGAGGUGAAAAAACUGAAGGAGCAGCUUGCAGCCCUCCAACAGAAACUUGAAUGCUACAAGAACUACGGUUCAGGACCCAACAAGUACCCUCUGGCCGACAUGCUGCAGUUUGUGUUGGAGUUUGCGUCCACCAAGCCCGCCGCUGUUUCCCCGGCCGAAGACGCCACACCCCCUUCUUCUUCACCCACUCCUCCCAGCCACCCGCUCAGCGAGACCAUCAACCAAGAAGACAGUGACCCUGCAGACGCGGAGGAUGGCCGGGUUUCCAGCUGCCAGCGCACACCCAUCUACAAGCCAUUCACCCAGUGCAGACACCCUGCCGACUGCCCGGCCCACCCGGCCCCCCACAGCAUCACAGACGAGGAGCUGCACUUUGUUAAGACCUGCCUGCAGCGCUGGAGGACGGAGGUGGAGAAUGACGUCAAUGAGCUAAAGGCCAACAUUGACAGGCUGAGUCAGACACUGGAGGGCAUGUACUCAGACAACACCCUCUGCCAGGUCCCCUACAGAUUGCACGCGGUGCUGGUACACGAGGGCCAGGCCUCAGCAGGACAUUAUUGGGCGUACAUUUACGACCAUGCCAACCAGCGCUGGUUGAAGUACAACGACAUCAGCAUAACAGAGUCCUCAUGGGAGGAGCUUGAGCAAGACUCUUUCGGCGGAAUGACCAACGCCAGCGCCUACUGCCUGAUGUAUAUCGACGACAGGCUCCCCCACCUCAUCACAGAAGACACAGAUGACGAGACGGGCCAGGCGCUGCAUGGCAUGGAUUUGCUGCCGCCCGUCCUAAGACGCUACGUGCACCAAGACAACCGUUGGUUUCAGCAGGAGAUCAGCGAGUGGGAGGAGCAGCUGUGCCAGGCGGCCGCGCCGCAGGGAGAGUCCACGCUGAGUCCUGCCGAGCCCCCAAAAGCCAGCGCGGACGACACUCAGCAGUCUGCACCCGUCGAGCCGGCACCACAGUCGGGACCUCAGACUGACGAACCUGCUCAGGGAACCGCUUCGGAGCCACAACCAGAUGCGCAGACGGAUGAGGAGCCGGCAGGAUCACCGGAAGGACCUCAGGUAACGCCUCCCCUACAGUCAGACUGCCAUGAUAGUGAGCUCACCACCAGCAAUACUCAGAGUCCCAGCCAGGGUCCCACCAGCACCACUGCCACUGAGAAGGAGCCUCCCAGUCAGACUCUUUGCCCUGAAGUUGAGCUCAGUAGCAACCAGGAGCCACCCAACCUGUCGCUGAAGAAAGAGGAAACAGAGGAGCAAAAUGGAGAAGAAGAAAAAGAAGAAGCUCAGCGUGACGCAGAGGCCUCUUUGGAGGAAUCUCCUCAGCGUGAAGCAGAUGGUAAACAUGAAGACCCGCAGGAGGAGGAGGAGCAGGUGCCUGCAAGACGGCGGCAGGCGGAGAACGAAGUCUCUGAGGUGGAGAUCCCCAAUGUGGGAAGAAUCAUGGUGAGGGCCGAUGCUGACGGUUACAAUGAAGAGAUGAUGCUGACUCCGGCCAUGCAGGGCAUCAUUCUGGCAAUCGCAAAGGCCAGACAAACAUUCGACACUGAGGGUCCAGAGGCUGGUCUCAUCAAGGCCUUCCAUGAAGAAUACUCCCGCUUGUACGAACUCUCCCAGGAGGAGACGACGCCACGGGAGGACGCUCGUCUGCAGCACGCUUUGGUUUACUUCUUCCAGAACAAGGCGCCCAAACGUGUCAUCGAGAGGACGCUGCUGGAGCAGUUUACAGACCGCAACCUCAGCUUCGAUGAAAGGGCCAUCAGUAUCAUGAGGGAAGCCCGAGCCAAGCUGCGCCUCAUCAAGCCCGAGGACAUGGACAUGGAUGAGUACUUGCAGUGGCACGAUGACUACAGAAUGUUCCGGACCGUCUUUGUCUACCUGCUGACCGGACUGGAGCACUACCAGCACGGGAAAAUGCGCGAGGCUCUGACCUACCUGGCUCACGCCUACGACACAAACGCCACCCUGCUGAGGAGCGGAGAGAAACGCGGCGUGGACACGUCGCUCAUUGCACUUUACAGGCGGAAAUGUCUGGCGACCCUGAACGAAAGCGCCACGCGCUUCUUUGCCAGCGGCGAGGAGAGCAAGGUAGAAGAGGGCGUGGCCAUCAUGGACGAGGUGGUCAUUCCCUGCCUGCACCUGAUGAGCCGCGAGUCGUCGCUGUCGCAGGAGGACCGCGAGACGACGGAGAGCAUCCGCAGCCAGUGGUGCUGCUGUCUGGGCCAGGACAUGGACGAUUCGCUGCAGAUGAAGCUGGGCGAGUUUCUGCCAAGGGUUCUGGACUGCUCGGCCGAGACGGUGGUGCUUAAAGACCCCCCUAAAGUCCACAUGAACCAGGCCCACGACCUGUGCAGUCGCCUGGCCGCCGUCAUGGAGUCCAUCCACAAAACCUCGGUGGUCAUCGUCAAGUAACGUCCUGGCUGCGAGCAACAAUGCCGGUGUUGUACCGAAAUCUGUUACCCAUCGGAAUUUGUAACACCAGGGGGCGAUGUUCCCGUGGCGUUUGUUUGAUGGUUAAACAGCAAGGCCAAAGAGGAGGAGGAGAAGAACGCUUGCGUAAAUGGCGUAAACAAUCCUUAAUGCUGAAACGUCCGUGGUCAGAAUUUCAGCAAUAAUAAAUUACACAUAUUCUGGAAAUCAAUGACUUGCUUUCAUUAUAGCAGGGGUCGGGAACCUUUUUGGCUGAGAGAGCCAUGAAAGCCAAAUGUUUCAAAAUGUAUUUCCGUAAGAGCCAUAUAACAUUUUUCAACCCUGAGUACAACUAAAUUCUUGCAUUUUUAAGUAAGAUCAACAUUUGUAGAGUAUAAUAAGUCCCUUAUUCUUUUUAACAACAUUGUUAUUCUAAAAGUUAACCAAUAAUAAAUAAAAUACUUCUUACCAUUAAUGCGACAUCUUGAACAGGUGCGGUAGAAAACGGAUGGUUGGAUUGAAAUGCAUGAGAAUGUUUUAUAAUUUGAACGUUAUUUUUGAAACUGUGAUUACCAGCGGAAUUAUUCCUUAUCGUGUUAAGCAAUGUCAGCUAAGAUUUAUCUGAGAGCCAUAUGCAGUCAUCUGGCUCUAGAGCCAUAGGUUCCCUACCCCUGGUUUAAGCAUUAGACACCUUUUUACCUGCACCCUGCCUCCCGCUGUUUCCCACAUCUACAAAGCAAUUAGCUACCGACUGCCACCUACUGAUAUGGAAGAGUAUUACACGGUUACUCGGCUUAGCUCGGUUAGGAGAGUGGCCGUGCUAGCAACCUGAGGGUUCCAGGUUCGAUUUUCGCUUCCGCCAUCCUAGUCACUGCCGUUGUGUCCUUGGGCAAGACACUUUACACACCUGCCCCCCAGUGCCACCCACACUGGUUUAAAUGUAACUUAGAUAUUGGGUGUCACUUUGUAAAGCGCUUUGAGUCAGUAGAGAAAAGCGCUAUAUAAAUAUAAUUAUCUGAGAGCCAUAUGUAGUCAUCAAAAGAGCCACAUCUGGCUCUAGAGCCAUAGGUUCCCUAACCCUGCAUUAUAGUAUGAGUCCAUUGUAUCAGCUGUUGAUUCUCUCUCUCACACAUGCGUUUUCCAAUAUGGGUUGUACUUGUAUAGCGCUUUUCUACCCCUUUUUAAGGAGCCCAAAGCGCUUUGACAUUAUUUAGAUAAGGCUAUACAUGCACAUGUGGUUGUUCUGUUUGUCAUGGCUGUGUUCCCUAUUCUUAAACCAGGCAUCUAAAUGACAAUUUCCUGCCCUUUUUACACACCCCCUCCCUUCAUCUCCAUACACUUUUUCUCAUUUGGGAGAAUCAACAGCUGAUACAAAGGACUCAUACUAUAAGGAAAGUAAGUCAUUGAUUUCAAGAAUAUGUGUAAUUUAUUAAUGCUGAAAUUCUGACAACUGAUGUGUCAGCAUUAAGGAUAGUUUACGCCAUUUACGCAAGCGUUCUUCUUCUCCUCUUUGGCCUUGCCGUUUAACCAUCAAACAAACGCCAUGGGAACAUCGCCCCCUGGAGUUACAAAUUCCGAUGGGUAACAGAUUUCGGUACAACACCGGUCGUUUGUAGUACAAGCUGUUAGUAUUAGCACGCAGAGCGUAACGAGGGGAGGGCUUGUUGCUAGGCAGAGUAAGCACCCUGGCAUUUGUACUGCACACAGCAACCAUGCUGGUUGUUUUUUGUUUUUUUUUAAAUAUGUAUUUUAUAUUGUUGCCUUGUACAUGUCCGGAGCAGACUUUGCAAAGUGUCAUUAUGUAGUUGAAGCACAGACAAGCAAUUACGACUUCAAAGUAGAGCUACAGAGAGAGCGUUUUAGAGGCACGUGCAAUAGAGGAUUCUUUAGUAAGAGGCGAUUUUUCAAGGUUACGUUAUCCUUAGGGAGUGGCACUUUGGCUUUUAAAACAACACGCCUCGUCUCCACCACAGGUGCUUCUCCUCAAAUGUGUCAUGUUUGUAUGAACAAAUCUUCACCAACAAGAUAAAAAAAAUGCGGAAACAA
This is a messenger RNA of Nerophis ophidion (straightnose pipefish), 5769 nucleotides long. It is a transcript of the gene usp28, whose product is annotated as ubiquitin specific peptidase 28. Gene Ontology annotation, cellular component: cytosol; nucleus. Gene Ontology annotation, biological process: regulation of protein stability; protein deubiquitination; DNA damage checkpoint signaling. The coding region runs from base 127 to 3726 and encodes 1199 amino acids. Lineage: Eukaryota; Metazoa; Chordata; Actinopteri; Syngnathiformes; Syngnathidae. The transcript is spliced from 26 exons. The record is from RefSeq and is a predicted model, not a curated record. Gene Ontology annotation, molecular function: cysteine-type endopeptidase activity; protein binding; cysteine-type deubiquitinase activity.